UUGCGAGUUUAAGCCUCUCAAACACAGCACUACAAAAUAAAGUCAGGAAUCCGGAAAGAAAUUUAACCAAUAAUUUGAUAUCAGUGUACCUCUAUAAACUUAGUUAUUCGCUGGUGAAUAUGCAUUGUGUUUAUAAACUGUAGCUAUCUUUGUUUUACCGAGUUAACGCUUGUUAUUGUGAUUAACGUACAGUUACGCCGAAGACGAGGCCCUGCCGGGUGCAAAACAAGCGGUCGGUUCCACUGAGUUGAGAUAGAGACUAUGUAACAAACUACACCAUGACAUCCAGAUUUGGUAAAACCUACAGCCGUAAGGGAGGGGAGGCCAACUCCAAAUUUGAUGAGGUCUUCUCCAACAAAAAGGCCACCCUAAGCACCAAAUGGGGAGAGACCACUUACAAAGCCCAACUGGGCUCCAAGAGACUAACCCAGAAGCCGGAGAUAGUAGAGUUACCCAAGAGGCCCCGGAUUGAGGACGAUGACAGCUCAGAGGAUCCUUUUGGUUUUGACAGCGACGAUGAGUCCAAGCCUGUCGCCUCCCACAGUGUGCUCCAAUCUAAACCAUCUGAGGCUGAGGCCAGUAUAACAACUUCUUCUAAAGUCACAGUCCCAGUGGAUAACAGUAGGAACUCAAAUACCACAUCUAUAGAAAAGAAAGCUAGUGAGCCUAAAGAAAGUAGUACCCAGUCCUGGUACAAAAAUACAUCUGAGAGUAACCAGAAGCCUGUUGCUCAGUCCUCUGUUUCAAAAACUGUGCCCAAUGACCCUUAUGUGGAAUGGAGCUUAAUAGGGACCCAAAGCUCCUCCACCUACUCCCCUUGCAUGGACACUCACCUGGGAAAAGACUCCGCUGAGACACCAGUGUUCAGCGGGGACUCCCAGUUCUCAUCUCUCCAGGAUGGUCUGUCUUUGGAUGGGAUGAAAAGUGCUGAACUGGAGGUCCCAGCCGAGCCUGUGAUUGACAACAUACCACCUUCCCCGUUCCUCCUCAGGCCCUCCAACACUAGGAAGUACAUCCGACCCAAACCCAACAAGGCCCAUGAUGGUCCAGACCCUUGUGCUGCUAGCGACAGCGAUCCAACAGUGGCUGCCAGUGCUCUGGCUGCACUGAAGCCCAACAGCAUGUCCACCUCCAGCGAUAGCAGUGGCGCUAAUGUGACCAAGACUGUGGCUAAACUGGCAACUAAACCUGCUGGCAGGGGCCGUGUGCGUGACUACACGGUGCUGCACCCGUCUUGCCUGUCAGUGUGUAAUGUCACCAUCCAGGACUCAAUAGAGCGCAGCAUGGAUGAGCUUAUCACCAGCACCCCACCUGCUGAUUUGGGCGAGGCAGGGCGACUGAGGAAGAAGGCAGACAUACCUACAUCGAAACCCACAAGAUUCCGGCCCACCCAGAGUAAGUCCAAGAAGGAGACCAAGCUAGAGUUUUUUGGCUUUGAGGACAAGGGUGAUCAGGAAGGGGAGGAGGGGGCGGAUGGCAUGGCUGGGGGCAGCAGCAGUUACAAGAUCAAGUACUUUGGCUUUGAUGACCUCAGUGAGAGCGACAGUGAUGAGGACGAGGGCUCCCAGGCUAAAGAGAAGAAGGUCAAGAAGACUGCAGUGGCAUUAUUUGCCGUAACGCCGAGUGUGGACAGCCCCCAACCGAGUGACUCUCAGGACAGUCAGAGCAGCACCAAUACAGAUAUUCUGGAGUUUUCUGAUGACUCAAGCUCUGGUGGGUCUGAAGGGCAGAAAGGUUGUUCAGGAAAACAUGGAGACAAACCCAAGGAGAUUGGCAGGAAGAUCUUCAGUGGGCCCAAAAAGUCCCCUGCUAAAGCUGUGUACAAUGCCCGCCACUGGAACCAGCCUGAGCCUGAGGAGAUGCCUCCGUCAGCCCUAGCCCAUGCACAAACUGCCCCGGCCUGUGUAUCGAGUGGAAGUGGCAAGGACACCGACUCCCACAAAGAUGACGGCCUGUUCAAAGCUCCUCCCCCACCACCUAAAGUCAUCAAGUCUGUGACCAUCCCGACCCAGCCUUACCAGGACAUUGUCACAGCUCUCAAAUGCAGGAAGGAACAUAAGGAGCUGUACACUGUUGUACAUAAUGUUAAGCACUUCAAUGAUGUUGUGGAGUUUGGGGAGAAUCAAGAGUUCACUGAUGACUUUGAGUACUUGGAGACGGGCCUGAAGAGCAGUCAGCCACUCAACACACGAUGCCUUAGUAUUAUCAGUUUAGCAGCAAGGUGUGCAAUGCCCAGCUUCCGGAUGCAUCUCCGGGCCAGAGGGAAAGUGGCUCAGGUGUUCAAGAUGUUGAAUGAUGCCCCGCAGCAUCCGAACCUGGCCCUGUGUACCGCCUCUCUGAUGUACAUCCUAAGCAGAGACAGACUGAACAUGGACCUGGACCGGGCUAGUCUGGAGCUAAUGAUCAGACUGUUAGAGUUGGAGCAUGACCAUUCUGCCCAUCAGGACCAGCUCACUGCCAAGGAGAUAAGCAAGGUCAAGGAGAAGAUCCGUAAACUGUGUGAGACGGUCCACAACAAGCACCUGGACCUGGAGAACAUCACGUCAUGUCACUUGGCCAUGGAGACUUUGUUGUCUCUGACCUCUAAGAGGGCUGGAGACUGGUUCAAAGAGGAGCUGCGCUUACUGGGAGGCCUGGACCACAUUGUUGACAAAGUGAAAGAAUGUGUCCACAACCUGAGUCAAGAGGAUGACAAGGAGAAGUUGGUGGCGUCGCUAUGGGGGGCAGAAAGGUGUCUAAGAGUCCUGGAGAGUGUUACUGUCCAGAACCCAGAAAAUCAGGGCUACCUGAUUGCCUACAAGGACUCUCAACUUAUAAUAUCCUCUGCCAGAGGUUUACGGUACUGUGAGGAGAUGAUCCAGCGCUACAGCCGGGAGGUAAACAGCUCUCUGUGUUCAUCAGGCACGGCACUGCCCCACUGCAGCUUUAGCAAUGUGGGCAAGGCUGUGGAGGACUGCAUGAGGGCUGUCAUAGGGGUGCUGCUCAACCUCACCCAUGACAAUGAGUGGGGAAGCACGAAGACUGGGGAGCAGGACCAGCUUAUCAUCACAGCACUCAACUGUGUCCUCCAGGUCCCACGAUACAUACCUCAGGAACAACGCUUUGACAUCAGAGUACUGGGCCUGGGGCUGCUGAUUAACCUGGUUGAGUACAGCGCAAGAAACCGCCAUUGUUUGGUGGACAUGGAGUUCAACGCAAAAAGCCCUGAAGGCAGCCAAGAAGAGGGAGAAAAGACCCAGACCCCAGAACCUGUACCAGCCUCCAUAGAGUUGAGGUCAGAGCCGGCUACAGCAGCAAAUCCUGAGGCAGAGGCGAAGAUUGCGGAGGAAAAGACCAUGGGCUACUCUUCAGGUGCCCUGGCUGCUCUUGUGCAGUUCUUCCUGGAGCGAGAGCGUGCAGCCAUAUUGGCAGAAGCGCAGACUGAUGACCUCAUCAGUGAGGCACCCAAGCCUCAGGACCAGAGUGGGGAGUGGCAGGAGACGUCUGGUGAGAUCCAGUGGGUUGCUGCUGAAAAUAAUGACAGCGGAAAUGACAAAGGGGAGGAAAUGAAGAAAGAGGAGGAAGAAGAAGAGCUGGACCUCAACAAAGCUCUGCAGCAUGCUGGGAAACACAUGGAGGAUAGCAUCGUGGCCUCCUACACAGCCCUCCUCCUGGGAUGUCUAUGUCAGGGCAGUCAGGUUAAUGUGACUACUGUGCGGGAAAACUUACCCAAGGGUGAUUUCUCAAUCAUGACAGAAAUGCUGAAGAAGUUCUUGAAUUUUAUGAACCUCACUUGUGCAUUUGGCACCACAGGGCAUAAGUCCAUCUCUCGUGUCAUAGACUACCUGGAGCACUGUUAGCGAACCCUGCUUGUUGGUAGAGGAUCCAGUUAGAUCUGGCAACCCCACAAGGGCACUGUCAGAUCUGGCAACCCCAGUAGUAGGGGCUGUACAGAGAAUGCACCAGAAUUGAUCGGUGUCCCAACAGUGUCCCCAGCAUCGCUUCAACCUGCAUCCUCAUUCUGAAGAGCAUGACAAACACACACAAACUCAGCGUCUCAAGCACUUUCUGAACCAAAGCUUCGUUAACAUCUACCAUUGUUUUUUGCAAUAUGUGCAUUUGUUCACACACCAACUCACUACUGGUGAGAGUCCUGGUUGAUCAGUUGAUUUUAAAUUGAAUCAAGUAUGUAAUCAAUGGAAAUCCCUCAUGGGUUUGUCAGUGUUGGUUAAGUUGUGUGAAAUGGUUGAAUGCAAAAGAUCAGUGUAUCCGUUUAAGUGAUUUCCCAUGGCCUGUUAUGGUUGUAGAAAAGGGAUGUUCAAUGUAGAAACCACCUCUACUUCUAAGUCCCAAUUCUGAUUAGGUUUGUUAUUUGUUAAAGCUCACUAAUGUUGAAAUUCACCUCUUAAUCUUUUAGGUUUUAUUUUUGUCAGUGCAUUAUUGUUGUUUAGGUUCUCUUACAAGGGCAUGUCAAUGGUAUCUUAAUUUAGUCAAAGGGAUAUUUUUCCUUUUUGUUCAUUAGUCUUACAAUUGACUGCUGACAUGCACACAGUAAUGAAUGAAAUACUAAAAGAUAGUUUUAGAGUAAAAUAUCCCUUUAAAAUAAAUCAGCAGGUCUGGAUGGCUUUUAAUGUUAUUUAAAUCUUUUGUUUUAAAAUAAUAGCACUUGAAUGCUUUUAGUUAUUGUUUUAUUCCUUGCCUUUCCCACUGUACUUUACAGUAAAAAAAAAAAAAAAAAGGUGUAGUGUUUUAACAUUUGCAAUUUGGUCAUUUUUUGAUUGUGUGUGUUUUUUGUGUACUUAUACCUUUGGAUUUUGGUCUGCACAGCAAGUUGCUGUUGUGGAAAUCUGAUGCUGAGAGAUGCUUCAAGUCUCUGUGCGUUCCUUACAGGGUAUGCAACCUUGUUCCUGGAAAGCCGAAGGAUUUUGAUUAAACUGACCCGUAGGACCUGAGGUGUCUUCAGAUUGCGUAAACAUUCAGUACAUUCCAGAUCGGUCUGUACUGAAUAAAAAGGUUUUUUGACGUUACAUUUGGUGGGUAUUUAAGUGGCCAUACUGACAGCUAUCCCCAACUCAUUAUCCCUCCAUAUAUUUUAAAUAGCUGUUCAGUUCUUUACUGAUUCCAUUCACUUGUUCCAAAAUGUUAAAAAAAAAAAUACAGGCCAGGUGUGUUGAAUUUAGUCAAUUACUGAACUAACCAACCCAGCUAAUUGAUCUUUUUAGUAAAUAAACUCUGUACACCCAGUCCAGGUCGGUAAAAUCAGAAUCAUGUGUACCCUGAGGCUCUCCAGGGACUUUGCCUACGCCUGACAUAACACAUUACUUGAAGUGGCUGAAUAUAAUAACUGCUGUAAAUACAGUUUUCAUUAGACUCAGCUUGGCAUUAAUGAUAACCAAACCUCAGCCGACUGGCAUGAUCCACAUUUCAAAAUGAUUGUUUGUUGCCUAUAGCAUUUUACAAUUUCUGUGGGGUAUUGACCUACUGUGCUGUCCAAAGGUAUUUGGACUGUUACAAGUUUUGUUGUUUGGGCUCUGUGCUUGAGCACAUUAGAUUUGAAAUGAGCAAUGAUUAAGGGGUUGAAGUGCAAACGGUCAGCUUUUUAGUGUGAUGGUAUAGAUCCAUAAAACUGUGAACCUCUACAGCUGUUUUCAUACGUAGUCCCCCCCUCCCAUUUUAGGGGUCCAAAAGUUAUCUGCGAACUAUUUGAAAUAGUUUUCACAUUUAGUACUAUGUUGCAAGUCCUUUGCAUUCAAUGACUGCCUGAAGUCUGCGACCCAUGGACCUCACCAGAUGCUGAGUAUGUUCCCUGGUGAUGCCUGGCCUCUAUCGCAGUAAUCUUCCGUUCCUGUUUGUCUGGUAUUUUCUGCCCUAUUCUUGUCCUCAGCAAGUGGAAUGCAUGCUCAAUUGAAUUCAGGUGGGAUUAUUGACUUUGCCAGUCAAGAACAUUCCACUAUUUGGCCAUGAAUAAACUCCUUGGUUGCUUUAA
Messenger RNA from Esox lucius (northern pike), 5965 nucleotides. It is a transcript of the gene wapla, whose product is annotated as WAPL cohesin release factor a. The transcript has 20 exons. The record is from RefSeq and is a predicted model, not a curated record. Lineage: Eukaryota; Metazoa; Chordata; Actinopteri; Esociformes; Esocidae. Gene Ontology annotation, biological process: regulation of chromosome condensation. Bases 279 to 3839 code for a protein of 1186 amino acids.